Messenger RNA from Onychostoma macrolepis, 3340 nucleotides. RefSeq names its product opsin 7, group member d (gene opn7d). The transcript has 7 exons. The record is from RefSeq and is a predicted model, not a curated record. Gene Ontology annotation, molecular function: G protein-coupled receptor activity. NCBI's taxonomy places the organism in Eukaryota, Metazoa, Chordata, Actinopteri, Cypriniformes, Cyprinidae. The coding region runs from base 189 to 1400 and encodes 403 amino acids. Gene Ontology annotation, biological process: G protein-coupled receptor signaling pathway; visual perception. Gene Ontology annotation, cellular component: membrane.
CAUCAGUGUGUGUCUGUAUGUGUGUCAGACGCCAGGUCUCUCUGAGCUCCACCGCUCUUUCUGCCUCAGUCUGAGGACGGAUGAAACCUCUCGCCUCUCCUGCUGGAGUUUGGCUGCUGCUUCUUUUGCCCUGGAACACCUUUGGCCUCCAUGACUACAGCUGAGGAAAUCCAGCCUCUCCCUGAAAGAUGGGAAAUACCACGGAAACUUCCCAUUUUGUUUCCAAAAUCCCAAAGGAGCACGAUGUCUUCAUGGGUUCUAUAUACACAACCUUCUGUAUUCUGUCACUCUUGGGAAAUGGCAUCCUGCUCCUUGUUGCGUAUCGUAAGAGAUCAUCUCUCAAGCCGGCAGAAUUCUUCAUCAUAAAUUUAUCUAUUAGUGACCUUGGGAUGACAGUUACUCUCUUUCCCUUGGCGAUUCCAUCCGCCUUUGCUCACAAGUGGCUGUUUGGAGAGCUGACAUGUUUAUGCUAUGCUGUAUGUGGCGUGCUCUUCGGUUUGUCCAGCCUGACAAAUCUCACCGCUCUCUCAUCCGUCUGCUGCCUCAAAGUCUGCUUCCCAAACUAUGGUAACAAGUUCUCCUACCCUCAUGCCUGUCUGAUGAUAGUGGGGGUGUGGUGCUAUGCCAUGGUGUUUGCUGUGGGUCCCUUGACAAAUUGGGGUCACUAUGGCCCUGAACCCUACGGGACAGCAUGCUGCAUAGACUGGUAUGCACCAAGCCAGGAUGCUUUGUCCAUGUCCUACAUUAUCUGUCUCUUCCUCUUCUGCUAUGCCCUGCCUCUUGCCAUCAUCCUCCUCUCCUACAUACUGAUCCUCAUCACUGUACGUGGGUCACGGCAGGCAGUACAGCAACAUGUGUCACCACAGACCAAGACAACAAAUGCCCAUAUCCUUAUUGUGAAGCUCUCAGUGGCAGUGUGCAUUGGUUUCCUGACCGCCUGGAGCCCUUAUGCUGUUGUGGCAAUGUGGGCCGCAUUUGUGGAACCCAGUAAAGUUCCCCCUAUAGCCUUUGCAUUAGCAGCUAUCUUUGCCAAAUCCUCCACCAUCUACAACCCUGUGGUGUACCUGGUAUUCAAGCCCAACUUUCGCAAAUCUCUGAGCAGGGACACCGCUCAGAUUCGAAAACGAAUAUGUUCCAGCCCGUGCAAAGGAAGCCCUGUGCCUGGUGAGAAGGAUCUUCAACGGCAAACAUCUCUACACUGCAACAAGGAUGCUAGCAAUUCCACUCGACUCUCCAAUGGCCUGGCGGAUAGCCAUGGGGCUUGUCUUCAUUCCACAGAGGCGGACCCUCAUUGUCAACAGACCCUGCCUCAAAGGACUGCCUGUGUGCUGAUCGGUACAUCCUACAGCGAGGUGACUAUGAGUCAGCUGCCGGAGAAGAUGCAAGCUGACCUUCUGUGAAGGCCCUGUAGGCUCUCCUCAUGCCAGCACGAGGACAAAUGUGAGGAAUAGAUGGAUGGGUGGCCUCAAAAUGAAACUUCUGGCCACUAGAGAUAAGCUUGAUGUGUCAGAGACAAACUGUGGUCACUUCUGAUACUGAUGUCACGUAUUAGAAACUGCAAAACAAUUGACCCUGCACUAAGUCCCGCCUUAAAAAGGUUACUGACCAGGCCUACCAUAGCAACUGUCCGCAGUUGUUUCAGACUAGCUUGUGCUAUUUUACUGAAAGUCAAUUCACAGAAAUUUGUGAUUCAUUCACCUGUAUAAAAUAACAAAAGAUGAGUUAUACGAAGUAAGCAGCUGCAAAAUAUUUUGGGGUUUUCUUAACUUCAGUAGUUAGUUGUACCAAGUAGUUUUUGAGGUAGAAUGGUUGUUCACUAUUAUUUUAAGUUAAAUCAAGCUUCCUAAGCAAAAACAUCUGACACAAUAUUAAGAAUUUGUUGAAAGUUGAUUAUUGUAUGAAAGUUGUUACUGUGAACAAUUCAUCCAUGCUCUUGUUUAUUUUUUUAAAUAGUUUUUUCGACAUUGCACUUUUUAAUUAAAUGGUCUCAAUUAAUGAAAAUGCUUUAAUAUUCUGGUGAAUCGACUAUGCUGGACUUCACCAAUCAUUUUGUAAUCACUUUAACCCUGACCCUUUCUUACAAUCCAAGUCUUACAUUCAUAUCUUCCUCUGUCUAAACAACAACAGAUGGAGAGAAUACCCAAAUGUAUGUCACAAUACAGAAAAAAAAUGAUGUCAUUACAUCCAUAACAUUGUGACUUUAGGGAAAAAAGUUUCUACAACUGUCUAGCCCUGAAAGUUAAUAAACUUAAAAUUGCUUCGCUGUUGAUAAUAUUGAUAAAUUCAAAGAACUGGGCAAACCUAACCACAACACUAAUCACACUAAUGGUGACCUAAAAAUUUAAAACAUCAAAAACACAAAUUUAUUGUCAACAUUUAAUUCUAAAUAACAAUUAAUGUACACAUCUUUGUAAUUCCCCAUGUUUUUAUCAAACAAGGGAUUAUGGGUAUUCCUCCAACCACAAUGCUUCUUUAGAGGGUAUACUCUAUAGCAGGCAUCCUCAAAUCUGGCUCACUCCUGCAGAGUUUAGCUCAAACCCUAAUCAAACACACCUGAGCAUGCUAAUCAGAGUCUUCAAGAUCAUUAGAAAAUCACAGGUAGGUGAGUUUGAUCAGGGUUGGAGCUAAACUCUGCAGCAGAUUGGUCUUCCAGGGAAAGAUUUGAGGAACCCUGAUCUAUAACCUUUAUAGCUUUACAUAAGCAAACUCAAACAAUUCACAACUUUACUUUUCACUUUAAAAUUGUGCGUAUAAUAACCUAAAGGAAAAUAUUAAAUACAUUCCAUACAAUAUAUGAAAACAAUAAUAAUCAAAUCAAGUCAAGCUGUGAUUAAGUCAUUACUGGCAAUUGUAAGCUGGGCAGAAUGAGUAAUCAAACUUGACAUUAUAAUUUAUCACUAUUUAAAAUGACCUAAAAGUAAAUAUUUACUUUUUAUAUUAAUGUCAGCUUUUUAUAUUAGAUAGUUUAGAUUGUCUAACAAAUUGAAAAUUUUGAAAACAUCUGGAAAUCUGGAUUUGGAGUGUUCCUACAGAACAUUCUGUUAGGCUUGUCUGAGCCAAGGAGUCAGUGUCGGGCUGGUCGCUUAAAAUGAUCCCGUUAGCGCCUGCUGGUAGAUUGUGUAAUUACACCAUCUGGGCAUUGUAGUGGUUACUACAAGUUAUCCAAUAUCCCAUAAAUCCUUCAGACUGGUCAGCUGACAAAAUUUCUGAUUCUUUGAUUGUUUUAACUGUAAAAGUGAAAUUCCUUAUCUGGUGCCCCAAAAUAAAAGAAGAAAGGAGGAGUCAUCUGAUACUCUCACUCUUACAUCUGACCAAAACUUAAUUCUUAAAAGAAAUAGUU